Carassius auratus (goldfish) is the source of this 1653-nucleotide messenger RNA. RefSeq names its product N-acetyllactosaminide beta-1,3-N-acetylglucosaminyltransferase 2-like. Gene Ontology annotation, biological process: protein O-linked glycosylation; poly-N-acetyllactosamine biosynthetic process. Bases 312 to 1586 code for a protein of 424 amino acids. The transcript has 2 exons. Gene Ontology annotation, molecular function: protein N-acetylglucosaminyltransferase activity. The record is from RefSeq and is a predicted model, not a curated record. NCBI's taxonomy places the organism in Eukaryota, Metazoa, Chordata, Actinopteri, Cypriniformes, Cyprinidae. Gene Ontology annotation, cellular component: Golgi membrane.
UGAUGGAAAAAGAGACAUGUCGACGUAACGCUUUUAUCUACUAGAGAGAAACGGCGCUCAGUCUGUGGUGGGUGACAGCGUGGUUUCCUUUUGUCAAGAUGAGCAGAUAGGACCAAGAAUGUUAACAGACGCUCACACGGCUCACAGCUGAACUUGACAUCAGUGGGAAUGUGAUCGAAGAAACUGAGUUCAGUUGGAAGAUGAAUGUUUAACACCAGUGUGUGGUGUCAGUCACCUCACCAUUUCCUGUAGAGACCAACAUCCUUAUUUGCUUCUCUAGAGUACGCUGCUUCUAACAGAGCUGUUGUAAAAUGAAAAAGAAGUAUAUGAAAUUAUUAAUCAUAGCACUAGCUAGUAGCUUUUGCAUUGUCCUCUUUUCCAAGCUAAAGGAUGUGGAACACAGCCAAAAGGACUUUGCUAAGAUCCACUCGGUUCCAGCUUCCACGCCUAGAAAACCCACAACUGUAGUGAUGAGCACUGUGAAAAAGAAAACCAAAAGUGCCAUGCUGUAUGAGCUUCCCCCACUAACAAUUUCUGAGACUUUCAGAAAAGACGUUCCCAAAAAUGGUGCCUUCUGGAACCGGAAGCUUCAUUCUUUUCUGCGGCAGUUUGACUCCAUCGACAAUCAAACGCUCAAAGACCCACGUGAGAAGUUUCACUGUCAGCCUGAGAGUUUUGAGUUGCUACAAACCAACAUCCAAGAUAUUCAGUCGUACCCUCCACUUUACGGAGACUUCCUUCGAGGCAUGGAGUGUCGAGACCCACUGCUUCUUAUCGAUCAGCCUAACAAGUGUGCAUCAGAGAGCGGACCGGAUCAAAUUUUCCUAUUUUUUGCGAUCAAAUCCAUUCCAAAGAACUUUGAGAUGCGCCAAGCAGUCCGAGAGACCUGGGGACGAGAAGGCUUGUAUGAAAAUGGACUUAAGGUACGGACCGUCUUUCUGCUAGGCCGGUCAUCCAUGGAUCAUCCCAAUCUCGACAAACUGGUUUCGUUUGAAGCUCAGCAGUUUCAAGAUCUCCUCGUCUGGGAUUUUCACGACUCCUUUUACAACCUGACUCUUAAGGAGCAUGUGUUCUUCAAGUGGAUGCUUGAUAACUGUCCUCGUGUAUCUUUUGUUUUUAAGGGUGACGAUGAUGUUUUUGCUAACACUCAAGCGAUACUGAAUCAUCUGCGGUCUCUGGAGCCAGAGCAGGCAACGGCGUUGUACACCGGGCAGAUAAUUUCUAAUGCCGGCCCAUUACGGGACCCUAAAAUUAAAUAUUAUGUUCCUGAGUCUUUCUACGAAGGUCCUUACCCUCCUUAUGCUGGUGGCGGUGGCUUCCUGUUUUCUGGAAACCUUCUUCCGUCUCUUUACCAUGUUUCCUUUUACAUACCCUUCUUCCCAAUCGAUGACGUCUACAAUGGGAUGUGCUUCAAGGCACUCGGAAUCACUGCAAAGAAACACGAGGGUUUCAAGACCUUUGACAUUCGGGAACAAGACCGAGAGAACCCCUGUGUACACAAAGACCUGCUCCUGGUGCACCAGCGUGACCCUCAGCAGACCAUGAGACUGUGGAGAAAUAUGCACAGUGAAAUGCUGACCUGCUGAUGCUUGUAAACUAUUAAACACCAUUGAGUUCAGCUGUAGUGCUUGAUUAAAACCCAAGUUGGAAAAG